ACGUGGGGUGGGAAACGGUCCUAACUUGUGGUUAUAUGACGAGGGGCAGACGCGUGGGAGUUUGUAACCAGAAAUUCCCAGUUGAAAAUACAAAAAUACGUACCUUACCAAACCACAGGUACGGAGUACGUCAACAUUUUCGCUCCCUCGACUUCCGCAAGUGGAGAUCCCAAUUUCUCUCUCGGGCGAAGGACAACGCUGGCACUGUUUCCUCCGUCGCAUGAUCAACUCUCUUACUCACACAUCCUGGCGCCUUUUGCUGCAGGUCCUCUACUACACUCCACGUAACCGUGCAGCAAACUGGAAAAGCUACAUAUCGGACCACACUAGACAAUCGCGACCCUCAGGAUUACUCUUGUCGGUCCAAUCUCCGAUUGCUCAAAUUAUCACCCUUCCCCUUUGGACCACCUGCAUCACUGCGUUGGCAGGCAAUCCUGCAUUUGCUCUCCCGAUCCUCGUCGCCGAUUUUCCCUUCUUGCGCAGCCUUUCUCUAGUCUCCGGACGGCGAGUGACGCCAAUCGACGCGAAGGCCGAAUUUCCUUGCUCAAUUCCAACAAUAAUAUCUUUUUUUUUUCCUUUACCCUUUCCACACACCCACCCACACACACACACCCUUUGGCGUCUGUAGAAGCUACGUUCGGAGGGGCUCUGCUGACAGCUAAGCACA
This is a messenger RNA of Aspergillus welwitschiae, 667 nucleotides long. RefSeq lists its product as uncharacterized. The transcript is spliced from 2 exons. Bases 221 to 628 code for a protein of 135 amino acids. NCBI's taxonomy places the organism in Eukaryota, Fungi, Ascomycota, Eurotiomycetes, Eurotiales, Aspergillaceae. The record is from RefSeq and is a predicted model, not a curated record.